Cynocephalus volans (Philippine flying lemur) is the source of this 10587-nucleotide messenger RNA. RefSeq names its product myosin XVA (gene MYO15A). The record is from RefSeq and is a predicted model, not a curated record. Gene Ontology annotation, cellular component: myosin complex; cytoskeleton. Lineage: Eukaryota; Metazoa; Chordata; Mammalia; Dermoptera; Cynocephalidae. The transcript is spliced from 65 exons. Bases 1 to 10587 code for a protein of 3528 amino acids. Gene Ontology annotation, molecular function: protein binding; cytoskeletal motor activity; ATP binding.
AUGGCAAAGGAGGAAGAUGAAGAGAAGAAAGGCAAGAAAGGGAAAAAGGGGAAGAAGGCGCUGGAGCCGGAGAAGCCCAAACGGAGCCUGAAGGGGACGUCGCGGCUGUUCAUGGGCUUCCGCGACCGCACGCCUAAGAUCUCCAAGAAGGGCCAGUUCCGGAGCGCGUCGGCCUUCUUCUGGGGCCUCCACACUGGUCCCCAGAAGACCAAACGCAAGAAGAAGGCCCGCACGGUGCUCAAAUCCACGUCGAAGCUCAUGACGCAGAUGCGCAUGGGCAAGAAGAAGCGGGCGAUGAAGGGCAAGAAGCCGUCCUUCAUGGUGAUCCGCUUCCCGGGCCGGCGAGGCUACGGCCGCCUCCGGCCGCGCGCCCAGUCGCUCAGCAAGGCGUCCACGGCCAUCAACUGGCUCACCAAGAAGUUCCUCCUCAAGAAGGCCGAGGAGUCGGGCGGCGAGCAGGCCACGGUGGACGCCUGGCUGCAGCGCUUGGGCUCCCGUGUGGGCUCCCGCAAGCUGCCCUUCCCGUCGGGCGCCGAGAUCCUGCGGCCCGGAGGCCGGCUCCGGAGGUUCCCCCGCAGCCGCAGCAUCUACGCGGCGGGCGAGCCGGUGGGCUUCCUGCCCUUCGAGGACGAGGCCCCGUUCCGGCACUCGGGCUCGCGCAGGUCGCUGUACGGGCUCGAGGGCUUCCAAGACCUGGGCGAGUAUUACGACUACCACCGUGAGGGCGACGACUACUACGACCGGCAGUCGCUCUACCACUACGAGGCGCAGGAGCCCUACCUGGCCGGCUACGGCCCCUACGGCCCGGCCCGGCCGCCGGACGGCGACUACCACUAUGGGUACCCGCCCGAAGACCCCUACGACGACUACCACGCUGACUACUACGGCGGCUCCUUCUACCCGGGGUACACCUACGGGUACGGCUACCACGAUUAUGAACCCCUGUAUGCGCCCCCGUCGGCGUCCCCGUCGGGGUACGAACCCUUGUACGCGCCCCCUUCUGGGUACGAACCUCCGUAUGCACCCCCGUCGGGGUACUCGUCUCCCUACAACUACCCUGAUGGGUACCAGGGCGAGGGGAACCCAUACGGCUACUACCUGGACCCCUACGCACCUUAUGACAUGCCAUACCCGCCCUACGAGCUCGCGCACGACACUCCCUACGACCUACCCUACUUGGAUCCCUACGGGGUCCCCUACACCACCCCCUAUGCCGAAGGCAUCUGUGGCGGGGAGGGUGAGGCCAUUUACCCCCCUGAAGUGCCCUAUCUCUCCCCGGAGGAGUCGGCCUUUGCGUACCCCUGGGUGCCACCACCCAUACUAUCGCCCCACAACCCAUACGCCCACCCCAUGGAUGACAUUGCGGAGCUGGAGGAGCCGGAGGCGGCGGGCGGAGAGCGGCAGAACACCUCCUUCCGCCUGCCCAGCGCCGCCUUCUUCGAGCAGCAAGGCAUGGACAAGCCGGCCAGGUCCAAGCUGUCGCUCAUCCGCAAGUUCCGCCUCUUCCCGCGGCCCCAGGUGAAGCUGUUUGGGAAGGAGAAGUUGGAGGUGUCCCUGCCACCCUCCCUGGACAUCCCGCUGCCCUUGGGGGAUGCAGACGACGAGGAGGAAGAGGAGGAGAUGCCCCGGCUGCCCACGGUGCCCUACGGCCACCCUUUCUGGGGCUUCCUCACGCCGCGACAGCGCAACCUCCAGCGCGCCCUGUCGGCCUUCGGCGCCCACCGGGGCCUGGGCUUCAGCCCCGAGUUUGGCCGCCCCCCGCCUCGCCCGGCCACCUCUCUGGCGCGGUUCCUCAAAAAGACGCUGUCCGAGAAAAAGCCCGUCCCGAGGCUCAGGGGCAGCCAGACGGCCCGGGCGGGAGGCCCCGCCGUCAGGGAGGCGGCCUACAAACGCUUCGGCUACAGGCUGGCCGGCAUGGACCCCGACCGGCCCAACACGCCCAUCGUGCUGAGGAGGGCCCAGCCGCGGGCCCGCAAUACCAGCAGCUCCCGCCGCCCGCCCGCGCCCGGGACGCAGGCCCACUGGAGCGCGCUGCUCUCCCCGCCGCCGCCGCCACCACCGCCGCCGCCGCCGCGGCCCCCCAGCCCCGGCCCUCCACCCGCGCCGCCCCUCUCGGGCCUGCCCCGUCCCGCCUCGCCCUACGGCUCCCUCCGCCGCCGCCCGCCGCCCUGGGCCGCCCCAGCGCACGUGCCCCUGGCACCCCAGGCAAGCUGGUGGGCCUUCGUGGAGCCGCCUCCCGUGGGCCCAGAGGGGCCCCCCGACCUGCUGGCCUUCUCCGGAGCCCGGCCCUCUUUCAGGGGCUCCCGCCGGCGAGGGGCGGCCUUCGGCUUCCCGGGGGCCUCCCCACAGGCGUCGCGGAGGUGGGCCUGGCCGCCCCAGCCCUCCCUGAGGAGCAUGCCGGGCCCAGGCUACCGCUCGCCCUUCGGGCCCCUGUCCCCUCAGCUGUCGGCCCGCAGGGGCCCCUUCCAGCCGCCCUUCCCGCCCCCGGCCCCCCGGCCCCGCUCGCUGCAGGAGCCCCACGCUCCACGCCGAGCCUCAAGCCGCUCGUCGCCGGCGCUGGGCUCUCUGCGGCCGCCCUCGCCGCCCCCUCUGCUGGGCCGCAGCCCGCGGCACCGCUCCCUCAACCUGCCCUCGCGCCUCCCGCGCGCGUGGCGGCGCCUCAGCGAGCCGCCCACGCGGGCCGUGAAGCCGCGCGUGCGCCAGUCCUUCGGCUGGCCGGCAGGCGCUGGGUCCUGGCUCGCCGCUGCGUCGCUCCUGCAGCACCCCGAGAACGUGCAAGAACCCGAGGACUCGGAGACACCCUGGACGGUGCCUCCACUGGACCCCAGCUGGGACGGGGACGUGCCUCCCACCCAACGUCCACCCUCUCCUUGGCCGGGAGGUGCAGGCAGCCGCCGAGGCUUUUCCAGGCCAUCCCCAGUACCCGAAAACCCUUUCCUUCAGCACCUGGGCCCUGUGCCAGCCUCCAUUCCCCAACCUGAGGACCCAGCUGCCAACUCAACCAGAGUCUUCCUGAGUAGAUAUCAUGACCCGGGGCCUGGACAGCUCACCAAAUCUGCUGGCGCGAGCCCUGAGAAGCCUGACGAAGAGGCUGCCUUGGGGGAUCCUCAGCCACCAGCAGAGCCUGAGCUCCCUGCCUUGACAUCCCCCAAGGAUGCCCCCACAAAGCAGAAGGAGUUAACACUCAGCCUCUCGCACCCACUGGCUGCACGUAACCAGACAAGGGCCACGUGGCCACCAUGGCGCCUUUGGGGGACAACACCGAGAACUCCAGCCCCCUUGGCGCCCUCUGGGGUCCCGGCGCCCCUGCCCAAGGCGGGCGAGCAGCGUCAGGCAGGCCCUGGGCGUUUUGCUGUGGUUAUGCCUCGGGUGCAGAAACUGAGUUCCUUCCAGCACAUUGGGCCUGCUACCUUGCAGCCCCCUGUCCAGAUGACCCAGGACCCCGAGCCCAGUCCCGAGCCGCGAGCCUGGAGCCUGAGCUGGUCCCACCUCUGGCUGUCAGCCCAUGCCCACCGUCCAGGGCCACGAGUACACACCCGCCCCCAGUCCUGCCGUCUGGGUCCCGGAGCCACCUGCCUGUCCCUCAGGGGCCCUUGGGAAGAGUUUGUCCCCAAAAGCUGGCAGAAAAAGAUGCACUCCAUCCGCAACCUGCCAUCCGUGCGAUUCUGCGAGCAACGCAGGGAGGAUGGUGUGGAAGACAUGACGCAGCUGGAAGACCUCCAGGAGACCACUGUGCUGUCAAACCUCAAGACCAGAUUUGACCGAAACCUCAUCUAUACAUACAUCGGCAGCAUCCUGGUGUCAGUGAACCCGUACCGAAUGUUCGGAAUCUAUGGGCCAGAGCAGGUGCAGCAGUACAGUGGACGGGCCCUGGGAGAGAAUCCCCCGCACCUCUUUGCAAUUGCAAAUCUCGCCUUCGCCAAAAUGCUCGAUGCCAAACAGAACCAGUGCAUAAUCAUCAGUGGAGAGAGCGGCUCUGGCAAAACUGAGACCACAAAGCUGAUUCUGCGCUACCUGGCUGCCAUGAACCAGAAACGGGAUGUCAUGCAGCAGAUAAAGAUCCUAGAGGCAACACCCCUCUUGGAGUCCUUUGGUAACGCCAAAACCGUCAGGAAUGACAACUCCAGCCGCUUUGGGAAGUUCAUGGAGAUCUUUCUGGAAGGGGGCGUGAUCUCUGGUGCCAUAACCUCCCAGUACCUGCUUGAGAAAUCCAGGAUUGUGUUUCAGGCCAAAAAUGAGAGGAAUUACCAUAUCUUCUACGAGCUGCUGGCUGGCCUGCCUGCCCAGCUCCGGCAGGCCUUCAGCCUGCAGGAGGCCGAGACCUACUACUAUCUGAACCAGGGUGGGAACUGUGAGAUCACCGGGAAGAGUGACACAGAUGACUUCCGCCGGCUUCUGGCUGCCAUGGAGGUUCUGGGCUUCAGCAGCGAGGACCAGGACAGCAUCUUCCGCAUCUUGGCCUCCAUCCUGCACCUGGGCAACGUCUACUUUGAGAAAUAUGAGACAGAUGCGCAGGAGGUGGCCUCAGUGGUGAGUGCCCGAGAGAUACAGGCUGUGGCAGAGCUGCUGCAGAUCUCACCUGAGGGCCUGCAGAAGGCCGUCACCUUCAAAGUGACUGAGACAAUGCGAGAGAAGAUCUUCACACCCUUGACUGUGGAGAGUGCCGUGGAUGCCAGGGAUGCCAUCGCCAAGGUCUUGUACGCACUGCUGUUCAGCUGGCUCAUCGCCAGGGUCAACGCACUGGUGUCCCCACAGAAGGACACACUGUCCAUCGCCAUCCUGGACAUCUAUGGCUUUGAGGACCUGAGCUUCAACAGCUUUGAACAGCUGUGUAUUAACUAUGCAAACGAGAACCUUCAGUACCUUUUCAACAAGAUCGUCUUCCAGGAGGAGCAGGAGGAGUACAUCCGGGAGCAGAUUGAUUGGCGGGAGAUCACCUUUGCCGACAAUCAGCCCUGCAUCAACCUCAUCUCACUGAAGCCCUAUGGCAUCCUGCGCAUCCUUGAUGAUCAGUGUUGCUUUCCCCAGGCCACAGACCACACAUUCCUGCAGAAGUGCCACUACCACCACGGCGCCAACCCACUCUACUCCAAACCCAAGAUGCCACUGCCCGAGUUCACCAUCAAGCACUACGCAGGCAAGGUCACCUACCAGGUGCACAAAUUCCUGGACAAGAACCACGACCAAGUGCGCCAGGACGUGCUGGACCUGUUUGUGCGCAGCCGUACGCAGGUGGUAGCACACCUCUUCUCCAGCCACGCUCCGCAGACUACCCCUCAGCGCCUGGGCAAGAGCAGCUCCGUUACCCGGCUCUAUAAGGCGCAUACCGUGGCUGCCAAGUUCCAGCAGUCACUCCUGGAUCUGGUGGAAAAGAUGGAGAGGUGUAACCCUUUGUUCGUGCGUUGCCUGAAGCCCAACCACAAGAAGGAGCCAGGUCUCUUUGAGCUGGAUGUGGUGAUGACCCAGUUACGCUAUUCCGGGGUGCUGGAGACUGUGAGGAUCCGCAAGGAGGGCUUUCCAGUGCGGCUGCCCUUCCAGGUGUUCAUACACAGGUACCGCUGUCUAGUGGCCCUCAAGCAUGACCUGCCAGCUAAUGGGGACAUGUGUGUCUCAGUGCUGAGUCGCCUGUGCACAGUCAUGCCAAACAUGUACCGCGUUGGGGUCAGCAAGCUGUUUCUUAAGGAACACCUACACCAGCUGCUGGAGAGCAUGCGGGAGCGCAUCCUGAAUCUGGCAGCCCUCACGCUGCAGCGCUGCUUCCGUGGCUUCCUCAUCCAGCAGCGUUUCCGCUCUCUGCGCCACAAGAUCAUCCUGCUGCAAAGCCGGGCCCGUGGCUACCUUGCCAGACAACGCUAUCAGCAGAUGAGGAGGAGUCUGGUGAAAUUCCAGUCCCUGGUACACACGUACAUGAGCCGCCAACGCUACCUCAAGCUGAGGGCAGAAAGGAGGCACCGGGUGGAGGAGGCGUGGCUGCGGGAGCAGGAGGAGCUGAGCAAGCGGGAGGUGGUGGCUGUGGGGCACCUGGAGGUACCAGCUGAGCUGGUGGGGCUCUUGCAAGCAGUGGCAGGCCUCAGGGUGCCCCGUGUGGCCCCCGUGAGGACCCCCCGGCUCCAGGCUGAGCCCCGUGUCACCUUGCCCCUGGAUAUCAACAACUACCCCAUGGCCAAGUUUGUCCGGUGCCACUUCAAGGAACCUGCCUUUGGGAUGCUGACAGUGCCCCUGAGGAUGCCCCUCACACGGCUGCCGGCUGAGCACCAUGUGGAAGCCGUGAGCAUCUUCAAACUGAUCCUGCGUUUCAUGGGCGACCCCCACCUGCAUGGUGCCCAGGAGAACGUCUUCGGGAACUACAUUGUGCAGAAGGGGCUGGAGGUGCCUGAGAUGCGGGAUGAGAUCCUGGCACAGCUGGUCAACCAGGUGUGGCACAAUCACAACGCCCACAACACCGAGCGGGGCUGGCUGCUGCUGGCUGCCUGUCUCAGCAGCUUUACACCUUCCUCAUGCUUCAAUAAGUACCUCCUCAAGUUCGUGUCUGAUUAUGGGCAGAAUGGCUUCCAGGCUGUGUGUCAGCACCAUCUCAUGCAGGCCAUGGGCCGGGCCCAACAGCAGGGCCCAGGGGCUGCCCGCACCUUCCCCCCAACCCAGCUCGAGUGGAUAGCAAUCCAUGAGAGGGCCAGCAUGGCACUGGACGUGACCUGCUUCAAUGGUGACCAGUUCUCCUGCCCGGUGCACUCCUGGAGUACGGGGGAAGAGGUGGCUGGAGACAUUCUGAGGCACAGGGGGCUGGCAGAUGGCUGGAGGGGCUGGACGGUGGCCAUGAAGAAUGGGGUCCAGUGGGCAGAGCUGGCUGGCCAUGACUAUGUGCUGGACCUGGUGUCAGACCUGGAGCUGCUCAGGGACUUCCCACGACAGAAGUCCUACUUCAUUGUGGGCACAGAAGGGCCUGUGGCUGGCAGAGGAGGCCCCAGAGUGGUGUUUGGGAACAGCUGGGACUCAGAUGAGGACACGCCCCAGGGGCACAUGCCCAAAGUGCCUGACUCCGAUGGGUACUGCAGCCACAAUGAAGAUGGUACAAAUGGAGAGACUGAGGCCAGCAGAGAGACAGCAACCCACCAAGACUUGGACAGCCUUGGAGAGCCUGCUGUGCCCAAGGGGCUGGACUGCUACCUGGACAGCCUCUUCGACCCCGUGCUGUCCUGUGGGGAUGCGGACCUUGAGAAGCCAACAGCCAUUGCCUACCGCAUGAAAGGGGGAGGCCAGCCUGCUGGAAGCGGCAGUAGCAAUACUGAAGACACCCCCAGGAGACCCCCAGAGCCAAAGCCAAUCCCAGGCCUGGAUGCCUCCACGUUGGCUCUGCAGCAAGCCUUCAUCCACAAACAGGCCAUGCUGCUGGCCCGGGAGAUGACCUUGCAGGCCAUGGCACUUCAGCAGCAGCCCCUGAGCCCCACCCCAAGAUCCUUGCCCCCAGAGAAACCCCUUGCAUCAGAGGCAUGGCCGAAGUCUGUAGGCACUGGUCCCCCAGCCAAACCUGUGCUCCUGUGCUCCGCCUCAAAGCCCUUGGCUUCAACCCCUCUGGCCAAGGCCCCAAGGCCCCCCACCAAGCCCGUGGCUGCCCCCAUUCUAGCUCAGGACCAGGCUUCUCCAGAAACCACUUCGCCCUCCCCUGAGCUAGUCCGGUACUCGACGCUCAACUCAGAACACUUUCCACAACCCACGCAGCAGAUCAAGAACAUUGUCAGGCAGUACCAGCAGCCACCUCGGGGAGGCCGGCCUGAGGCCCUCAGGAAGGAUGGUGGGAAGGUGUUCAUGAAGCGGCCAGACCCCCAUGAGGAGGCUUUGAUGAUCCUGAAGGAGCAGAUGACUCACAUGGCAACAGCGCCUGGCACCCAGGUGUCCAGAGAGGCUGUGGCCAUGGUGAAGCCAGUGGCCAGUGCACCAAGACCAUCCAUGGGGCCCACUGCAGCGCUGCCUUCGCGGUCACUGGAGCUCCCAGAAGAACCCGUGCAAACACGGCUGCACCGCCUCAUCAACCCCAACUUCUAUGGCUACCAGGACACCCCCUGGCGGAUCUUCCUGCGCAAAGAGGUGUUUUAUCCCAAGGACAGCUACAGCCACCCUGUGCUUCUAGAUCUCCUGUUCCGGCAGAUCCUGCAUGACACACUCUCCGAGGCUUGCCUGCGCAUCUCCGAGGAUGAGAGGCUCAGGAUGAAGGCCCUGUUUGCCCAGAGCCAGCUGGACAUGCAGCGGCCCCUGGCAACAGAGAAUGUGAAGCGGGCCGUGGUUACCACUGCACGAGACAGCUGGGAGGUCUACUUCUCCCGCCUCUUCCCUGCCAUGGGCAGUGUGGGCACUGGUGUGCAGAUCCUAGCUGUGUCCCACAUGGGCAUCAAACUCCUGCGGAUGGUCAAGGGCAGCCGGGAGGCUGGCGGGCAGCUGCGGGUCCUGCGUGCAUACAGCUUUGCAGAUAUCCUGUUUGUGACCAUGCCCUCUCAGAACAUGCUGGAGUUCAACUUGGCCAGUGAGAAGGUCAUCCUCUUCUCAGCCCGAGCUCACCAGGUCAAGACGCUGGUGGAUGAUUUCAUUCUGGAGUUGAAGAAGGACUCUGACUAUGUGGUCGCUGUGAGAAACUUCCUGCCUGAGGACCCGGCACUGCUGGCCUUCCACAAGGGUGACAUCAUCCACCUGCAGCCCCUGGAGCCACCUCGAGUGGGCUAUAGCGCCGGCUGUGUGGUCCGCAAGAAGGUUGUGUACCUGGAGGAGCUGCGGUGUAGAGGCCCUGAUUUCGGCUGGAGGUUCGGGACCAUCCAUGGGCGUGUGGGCUGCUUCCCUUCGGAGCUGGUGCAGCCUGCUGCUGCCCCCGACUUCCUGCAGCUGCCAGCCGAGCCGGGCAGGGGCCAAGCUGCUGCCGUGGCUGCUGCUGUGGCCUCUACAGCCGCUGCCCGGGAGGUGGGCCACAGGAGAGAGGGUCCCCCAGUCAGGGUCUGCUCUGCUGACCGUGGAGAGGACGCCCUGGCUUUUCCACUGUCUGCCAUGCUCGAGUUUGCCCAGAAGUAUUUCCGAGAUCCUCAGAGGAGACCCCAGGAUGGCCUCAGGCUGAAGUCCAAGGAGGGUCAGGAGUCCAGAACCUUGGAGGACAUGCUUUGCUUCACCAAGAUGCCGCUCCAGGAAUCCCUCAUCGAACUCAGUGACAGCAGCCUCAACAAGAUGGCCACCGACAUGUUCCUAGCUGUGAUGAGGUUCAUGGGGGAUGCCCCACUGAAGGGCCAGAGUGAACUGGACGUACUUUGCACACUCCUGAAGCUGUGUGAGGACCAUGAGGUCAUGCGGGAUGAGUGUUACUGCCAAGUCGUGAAGCAGAUCACAGACAACACCAGCUCCAAGCAAGACAGCUGCCAACGAGGCUGGAGGCUGCUGUAUAUUGUGGCCGCUUAUCACAGCUGCUCCAAGGUCCUCCACCCACACCUCACUCGCUUCCUCCAAGAUGUGAACCGGACCCCGGGCGUGCCCUUCCAGGGGAUCGCCAAGGCCUGUGAGCAGAACCUGCAGAAAACCUUGCUCUUUGGGGGCCGUCUGGAGCUCCCCAGCAGCAUGGAGCUUCGGGCCAUGUUGGCAGGCCGCAGUUCUAAGAGGCAGCUCUUUCUUCUUCCUGGAGGUCUUGAACGCCAUCUCAAAAUCAAAACGUGCACCGUGGCCCUGGAUGUGGUGGAGGAGAUCUGUGCUGAGAUGGCUCUAACCCUCCCCAAGGCCUUCGAUGAGUAUGUCAUCUUCGUUGUCACCAACCGAGGCCAACAUGUGUGCCCGCUCAGUCGCCGUGCCUACAUCCUGGAUGUGUCCUCAAAGAUGGAGCAGGUGGAUGGUGGCUACAUGCUCUGGUUCCGGCGUGUGCUCUGGGAUCAACCACUCAAGUUUGAGAAUGAGCUAUACGUGACCAUGCACUACAACCAGGUCCUGCCCGACUACCUGAAGGGCCUCUUCAGCAGCGUGCCAUCCAGCCGGCCCAGUGAGCAACAGCUGCAACAGGUGUCCAAGCUGGCUUCUCUGCAGCACCGUGCCAGGGACCACUUCUACCUACCCAGUGUGCGGGAGGUCCAGGAGUACAUCCCGGCCCAGAUCUACCGCACAAUGGCUGGCUCAGCCUGGCUCAACUUGGUCAGCCAGCACCGGCAGCAGACGCAAGCACUCAGCCCCCACCAGGCCCGAGCGCAGUUUCUGGGCCUCCUCAGUGCCUUUCCUAUGUUCGGCUCCUCCUUCUUCUUCGUCCAGAGCUGCAGCAACGUCGCUGUGCCAGCCCCGUGCAUCCUUGCCAUCAACCAUAAUGGCCUCAACUUCCUCAGCACCGAGAGCCACGAACUAAUGGUGAAGUUCCCCCUGAAAGAGAUCCAGUCAAUGUGGACCCAGCGGCCCACAGCCAACUCCAGCUACCCAUAUGUGGAGAUCGUGCUGGGGGAUAUGGCGGCCCAGCGUACCAUGCAGCUGCAGCUGGAGCAGGGCCUGGAGCUGUGUCGUGUGGUGGCUGUGCACGUGGAGAACCUGCUUAGUGCCCGCGAGAAGCGGCUCACACUGCCCCCCAGUGAGAUCACCUUGCUUUGA